Messenger RNA from Mercenaria mercenaria, 807 nucleotides. RefSeq lists its product as uncharacterized. Lineage: Eukaryota; Metazoa; Mollusca; Bivalvia; Venerida; Veneridae. The record is from RefSeq and is a predicted model, not a curated record. The transcript has a single exon. The coding region runs from base 1 to 807 and encodes 268 amino acids.
AUGGACAAGGAAGUAGAUUUAGGAAGAAUAGCUGGUCCUUUCAGUUCACCACCUUUUCCAAAUCUUAAAGUUUCACCUAUAGGUCUAGUCCCUAAAUCUGACGGAGGUUGGCGUUUAAUACAACAUUUAUCUUACCUGAAAGACCAUAGUAUAAAUGAUGGUAUUGAUGAUAAAUAUUGUUCAGUAAAAUAUACCUCUUUUGACAAAGUUGCAAAUAUGAUAUUUACAUUAGGUAGAGGGGCACAGAUAGCAAAACGUGAUAUCAAGUCGGCUUUUCGCCUCUUGCCCAUUCAUCCUGACGAUUUCCAUUUACUCGGUAUGAAGGUUGGGAAAAGCUAUUAUUUUGAUAGGAUGCUACCAAUAGGUUGUGCUCGGUCUUGUAGUUUAUUUGAAACAUUUUCUUCUUUCUUGCACUGGCUAAUAGAGUAUUUAACAGGUAUCAACUCACUUGAUCAUUAUCUUGAUGAUUUCAUUUUUGGGUCGGAAAAGUCAUCAGGCAGUUGCAUGGUACUUAUAGACUGUGUUGAACGUGUUUACACUGAACUAGGUGUACCCAUUGCACAUGAGAAGUCCGUGGGUCCUACUACAGUGUUAACAUUUUUAGGACUUGAUAUUGAUACGGUAGCUAUGACGAUAAGGGUCCCGGCCGGAAAAAUUCAGGAGCUUACCAAUUUGUUGCGUCAACUGUUAUGUAAGAAGAAAAUUUCAUUAUUACAACUGCAAUCUCUGGUUGGGAAGCUUAAUUUCUUCAGUCGUAGGGUAGUAGAGCAUUUUUAUGGCGUUUUUAUCAGGCCAUGCAUGGGUUGA